AUGGAAAGACCUGUUGUUUGCGAGAUCUUUAAAGAGCCUUCUCUUUUAGAGCCUCUUACCAGGAUAAUUAUGUAUAUAGAGCACUUGUGCGUUGCAGGGAAUGCUUAUUUUCUGGAAGGACUAUGCAUGAAGGUUUUAAGUAAAUGCAUUUAUGGACGCCCAAAUGAAGCUACUAAUUUACAGCACAGGAAGGAAAGUGUAUGCUUACAGAAUAAUUUACAAGUACAUUGCAAGCAUACAUAUUCUUGGCGCUGUGCAGUAGUAUAUAGAGAUAUUUCAGUUAUACUUGCCUGUAUUAUGGCAGUGGCAGUGGUUGAUCUACUGUAUAUUUACAUAGAUAUAUGCAUAUGCAGUACUUCUAUAAUACCACUGUGCAUUAUACUAAGAAUAGUAAUGUAUAGGCAUAUUUUAUAUGGCGAUAUAUUAGAUCACACAACACUAAUAGAUGCAGAUAUAAUUUUCCAUUGCAGAUACAGCAGAAUAUUCUUCUAUUAG
Messenger RNA from Nematocida ausubeli, 495 nucleotides. RefSeq lists its product as uncharacterized. The transcript has a single exon. The record is from RefSeq and is a predicted model, not a curated record. The coding region runs from base 1 to 495 and encodes 164 amino acids. NCBI's taxonomy places the organism in Eukaryota, Fungi, Microsporidia.